This is a messenger RNA of Magallana angulata, 2248 nucleotides long. RefSeq lists its product as uncharacterized. Bases 1145 to 1663 code for a protein of 172 amino acids. The record is from RefSeq and is a predicted model, not a curated record. The transcript has 6 exons. NCBI's taxonomy places the organism in Eukaryota, Metazoa, Mollusca, Bivalvia, Ostreida, Ostreidae.
AUCUGCGUAAGGUGGGAAUGUAAUGCAUGGAUAUGUGAUUAUUCGUCAAAGACAAUUAGAGAAGAAAAUUACGGAAUGUACAAUUUAGGCAACAGUUUGUGUACACAAUAUUAAGCAGUGGUCAUUGGUAAAAAUCAUUAUCAAGAAUUAAACUACAUGUAUCAUUGAAAGCUCACUGUACGUUUGAAUCGCUACUUAAAUGUCAAUAUCAAACGUUUUUAUUCAUUUUGAUUUUGGAUCAGACUAUAAAAUUAAAAAAAGACCAGUUGAGUUUAAUAGCAACUGAUAACGAAAAAUGCUUCUUUACGCGUUGUUUUGAAAUUUCAAAUCGUUUUAAAAAUGUCAUGUAUCUGAUAUCGGCUGUUAGAAUUACUUUUUUAAAGUUUCUUAAGAGUGUUUUUAAUGUUGUCCAAAACAAAUACCUGUAAUAUAUUAUUUUAUUACAUGAUUGAUUAAUUCCUAGCUCUCUAAUUGGUUCAUAUCCAACUAUCUUAAAAAAAACCCAGAACGUUAUAAUCAAUUGUACGUGGCCUAAGAGGUCAAUAUAACAUUUGAUUUCUCUACAUUGGACUAAAAAUAGAUCGUCCAAUGAAACAUCGCGUUUCUCAAUUUGUUCGGCAAUGGCUUAAAACUAAAACAUUGCUUGAUAACACUCAAUUUGAUAUUUGUCUGUAUUAAUUCGUCGCUGAAUCAAAUAAUUAAAUAAUUAUUGCUGUUUUUCGAUCAAUACGAUGAUUAAGCUACCCUCGAAGUGAAUGUUUAUGAUUCACGCUUCGUGUUCAGUUGAUUCAAAAACGUUUCAUCUAUCUUAUCUUCAAUAUGUGAAUCCUAUAUUACAUGUAUUUGAGAGAAACAAUCAGUUUUACCAUUUUUUAUUUAUUAGGGAAAAUGUUCCCGCGUUAUUUACCGAAAAACGAAAAUUACAUAAUCUAAUUAGAAUGUCAAAAUCACCAAUGAAAAUGCUUCUUGUAAAUAUCACGUGUUUCGCCUAUAUAUAUGUACGCCAAAUAUAUGCCAAACUUUUCAACGUUGUUGAAACUCAGUCUGUUUAGAGACAAGUGUUUAAAAAGGAUUUUACUUCAACCGAGAUAGGGGCUUUCCCAAAACAACACAUCAGGCAGUCAGGAACCUUAACACUUCAGAUAUGAGAGAUAACAAAUUGUUGAAAACAAGCAUACCGUUGUACAUUUGCUCGGUAUUGAUGUUAAAAUGGGCUUCAACGAAAACAUUAUUGCCCAGAUCUUUGUCAAUUUAUUUCAAUGGAUUUACAAUAUGGGCUGCCAAUUUGGUCAUUGCGAAAAUAAUAUUCGACAUGGCCUGUCUACUUACGAACUCCUCCGUUGUGAGACGUAAGGUAUUUAAGCCUUACAAAACAAAGAAGCUGACCAUUGUACUGGCCAUACUAUUGAGUUUUUCAGGGGCAAAUUGCCCGACUGGAUUCAUUGGUUACAAGAAUCCAGACGAAGACGUUUGCUGUAAGCCAACAUCGUGUUUCCCUGGUACCUUUGUGCAGCCUUGUCAACUUAACUUCACCUCUGAUGUUUGUCUCCCGUGUGAGGCCAAUUUCUAUCAUCUAGAUUCCACCAAUUCCAGCUUCCCACACCCUUGUAUCAAGGCCAACUGUCCCCCAGGUUCGUUCUGCACUGACACUGUGAAUCUUUAAAACUGAAAACAUAUAUAAUGCACUAUGAAAGGUCUCUAUUUAACAAGCUAUUUAGAAAUAUCGUUGGGUAGCAAUACACUUUUUUUAUCUCCUAAAGCACAUCCUCAUCACAAUGCACUGAAGAAUCUUGUUAUAUGGCGUUAUUCUUAUGUGUAUAACUAAUAUAACACAUUUUUUUCUUUUCAAAUAUUGCAGAUAAAGCCAAUGAGAUAUUAUACUUGGGGUUUUAUUGUUUUGUUUUGUUUUUUACAUCAAAACAAUAUUUAAAAUAAUUUAAAAUUAAAAUUGCUUUGAAAUUAUUUCUGCACUUUCGAUUGUAUUCAAUGUAAAUAGUCCUAUUAAUUUGAAUGCCGGUUAAUUCUGUACUGACUAGUUAUUAAAAAGAUUAUUACAGAGGCCACUAUGACAUCAGCUUUUUUCCGAUCAGGAUGCAGGUUAAGAUGUAAAUGUGACGAAGAAAGGGGAUACUAUGGGGAAUACCCUUGUAAUUGUAAACGGUACUGGGAUUACUGACGAUAGUUUCAUCGCUUAAUUUUCUAACAUUUAAAUUUACAAUUAAUAAAACUUUGUUUUUAAUUUCUCUCU